Messenger RNA from Zonotrichia albicollis (white-throated sparrow), 758 nucleotides. RefSeq names its product dynein light chain Tctex-type 1 (gene DYNLT1). Gene Ontology annotation, cellular component: cytoplasmic dynein complex; cytoplasm. Gene Ontology annotation, molecular function: dynein intermediate chain binding. The record is from RefSeq and is a predicted model, not a curated record. NCBI's taxonomy places the organism in Eukaryota, Metazoa, Chordata, Aves, Passeriformes, Passerellidae. Gene Ontology annotation, biological process: microtubule-based movement.
CGAGGGGCGCAGCGGCGCGGGGGCGGUGCCAGUGCCGGUGGCGGGGUCGGUGGCGGCGAGAGGGGAUCCGCCGGGAAGAUGGACGAGUUCCAGGCGGCUGAGGAGGCUGCCUUUCUUGUUGAUGAAGUCAGCAGCAUCAUUAAAGAGGCCAUAGAGGGCGCUAUCGGUGGCAACGCCUACCAGCACAGCAAAGUGAACCAGUGGACAACGAGCGUGGUGGAACAAACCCUGAGCCAGCUCACAAAGCUGGGGAAGCCCUUCAAGUACAUCGUGACCUGUGUGAUUAUGCAAAAGAAUGGUGCUGGGCUACAUACAGCAAGCUCUUGCUUCUGGGACAACUCCAGUGAUGGAACCUGCACUGUGAGAUGGGAGAAUAAGACCAUGUACUGUAUUGUCAGUGCCUUUGGACUUGCAUUAUAAUUGCCUUGUUCAUUCUCCUCUUUUCUAUUCCAGCACUUGAUUCCAUCUCCACUCAAACUGUGAAUACCUGAAAUUGUUUUUAAGGCAUUUUUUAGUAACUUUUCUUCAAAGGUAGAAAUUUGAAAACAUGCUGUUACCUGUUUUAUGUUUGUACCUAGUACCAUACCAGUGUUUUCUAUACUUUUUUAUCACUUAAAAACUUCUCUUCAAGGUGCUAAUACUGAAAUCUGCUGCAGUAUAAACACUUUCUCUACAUUUCUUUUCUUAGACCAAUAUAAAUGAGACACUGACUUUCAACUUUGUACUUUUGGUUAGCAUUAAAUUAUUGAAAUUCAUAA